AUGGCCAAUGGCAGCACUACCCAUCUCUUCAAGCUUUUCCUUUUCCUUCUGAUUCUUCACUCUGCACUCGCUGAGGUUUUCUUCGAAGAGAGAUUUGAAGAUGGAUGGAAGAGCCGUUGGGUGUUAUCUGAUUGGAAAAGGAGUGAGGGAAAAGCAGGCACCUUCAAGCACACAGCAGGGAAAUGGCCUGGGGAUCCUGAUGACAAAGGUCUUCAGACAUAUAACGAUGCCAAGCAUUUUGCCAUAUCUGCAAAGAUACCCGAGUUUAACAACAAGGACAGAACCCUUGUGGUGCAGUAUUCCAUUAGGUUUGAGCAGGACAUUGAAUGUGGUGGCGGUUACAUCAAACUUCUUUCUGGUUAUGUCAAUCAGAAGAAGUUUGGUGGCGAUACCCCUUAUAGUCUGAUGUUUGGACCAGAUAUAUGUGGUACACAGACUAAGAAGCUCCAUCUUAUACUAUCAUACCAGGGGCAGAAUUACCCUAUUACAAAGGAACUGCAAUGUGAAACGGAUAAGUUGACUCAUUUCUAUACAUUUAUUCUAAGGCCUGAUGCCUCUUAUAGUAUUCUUGUUGAUAACCGGGAAAGAGAUUCUGGAAGUAUGUAUACGGAUUGGGACAUCCUUCCUCCAAGGAAAAUCAAGGAUGUUAAAGCAAAAAAGCCAGCAGACUGGGAUGACAGAGAGUACAUUGAAGAUCCUAAUGAUGUCAAACCAGAGGGAUAUGAUUCAAUUCCAGCUGAAAUUCCUGAUCCCAAAGCCAAGAAGCCUGCUGACUGGGAUGAUGAAGAUGAUGGACUAUGGAAGGCCUCAAAAGUUCCUAAUCCAGCAUACAAAGGACCAUGGAAACGCAAGAAAAUCAAGAAUCCCAACUACAAAGGAAAGUGGAAGAUUCCAUGGAUUGAUAACCCAGAAUUCGAGGAUGAUCCUGAUCUUUAUGUUCUAAAGCCAAUAAAGUAUGUGGGCAUUGAAGUGUGGCAGGUGAAGGCAGGUUCAGUUUACGACAACAUCUUAAUUUGUGAUGACCCACAGUAUGCAAAGCAAGCUGUGGAUGACUUCAUGGCUAAUAAUAGAGAGGCUGAGAAAGAAGCUUUUGAAGAAGCAGAAAAAGAAAGAAGGGCUCGGGAAGAAGAGGAGGCACGGAGAGCAAGAGAAGAGGGUGAAAAAAGGAGGAAGGAGAGGGAUCAGAAAUAUGGAAAUAGGAGGCGUCGAAGGCCGGAUCCCCACGAUGUGGCUGAUUACCAUGAUGAACUUUGA
Sphenostylis stenocarpa is the source of this 1254-nucleotide messenger RNA. NCBI's taxonomy places the organism in Eukaryota, Viridiplantae, Streptophyta, Magnoliopsida, Fabales, Fabaceae. The record is from the annotation of a GenBank genome assembly.